AGACGCUGCACAGAGGGUUCGUGGCCUCUCGCAGCCGAGCGGCGCUGAUCUCCCCCUCACCCCCUCACCCCCUCACCCCCUCACCCGCCCCUCCACACACACCACACCACACCCCCGCGAUGUGCGACCGCAAUCGGCUCCUGGUCCGGGGCGGUCGGGUGGUGAACGACGACCGCUCGGUGUUGGCUGAUGUCUACAUCGAAGACGGGCUGAUCCGAGCCGUGGGGCUGAGUCUGCCCAUCCCCGGGGGGGUGAGGGUGAUCGAUGCCACAGACAAACUCCUGCUGCCCGGGGGCAUCGACACCCACACUCACAUGCAGUUGCCCUUCAUGGGGGUGGAAGCCGUGGAUGACUUUUAUCAGGGAACAAAGGCUGCUGUGGCUGGAGGCACCACCAUGAUAAUAGACUUUGUGGUGGGCCAGAAAGGUGUCUCCCUACUAGAGUCUUAUGAGAAAUGGAGAGGCUGGGCAGAUCCUAAAGUCUGCUGUGAUUACUCCCUACAUGUGGCUGUAACCUGGUGGAGUGAGAAGGUGAAGGAAGAAAUGGAAAUUCUCGUCAGAGAUAAAGGUGUGAAUUCCUUUAAGAUGUUCAUGGCUUACAAAGAUGUCUUCAUGCUUCAAGAUGAUGAGCUGUAUGCUGCUUUCUGCCAGUGCAAGGAGCUAGGAGCAAUCGCUCAGGUUCAUGCUGAAAAUGGGCAUUUAAUAGCAGAAAGCUCUAAGAAGUUGCUAGCUAUGGGAUUCACUGGCCCUGAGGCUCAUGAACUUUGUCGACCUGAAUCAGUCGAGGCUGAAGCCACACAAAGGGCGAUCACCAUAGCGAACUAUGUUAACUGCCCCCUCUACAUAGUCCAUGUAAUGAGUAAAUCGGCAGCUGAUGUGGUUGCCAAAGCACGGAGAGAAGGGAAGGUGGUUUUUGGGGAGCCCAUCGCAGCCAGUCUAGGCACUGAUGGGACUCAUUACUGGAACAAAGACUGGCGCCAUGCAGCAGGUUACGUCAUGGGACCACCGCUCAGACCCGAUCCUACAACGCCAGGCUACCUCAUGAACCUGCUAGCCAAUGAUGACCUGAGUGUGACAGGAACAGAUAAUUGCACUUUCAAUGGUUGUCAAAAAGCACUGGGAAAAGAUGAUUUUACAAAGAUUCCGAAUGGGGUGAAUGGUGUGGAAGACAGGAUGUCCAUUAUAUGGGAGAAAGGAGUGCACAAUGGUAAAAUGGAUGAGAACAGGUUUGUUGCUGUGACCAGUACAAAUGCAGCAAAGAUCUUCAACCUUUAUCCCAGGAAGGGGAAGAUUGCUAAAGGCUCUGAUGCUGAUAUCGUUGUUUGGGACCCGAAUGCUGUCAGGACUAUUUCUGCCAAGACCCAUCACCAGGCUGUUGACUUCAACAUUUUUGAAGGAAUGGUCUGCCAUGGGGUCCCUGUGGUCACCAUCUCACAGGGGAAAGUGGUAUUUGAAGAUGGUCUCCUGUAUGUCGUGCAGGGGGAGGGGAAGUACAUUCCACGGAAACCCUUUGCUGAUUAUGUCUUCAAGCGAGUUAAACAACGUGACCAGACCUGUCAGCCUACACCUGUACAGAGAGAGCCAUACCAAGGAAGUGUUGUGUCAUUACUACCAACUGGUACAUCUCGGCCUGGGGGGAGAGAUCUCCACCAGUCAACAUUUACUCUAUCUGGUGAGCCUGUAGAAAAGGAAUCUCAGAACCUCCAGAGAAGACGUGUCACUGAACCACCAGGCGGCCGGUCCAACAUCCUUUUCUGAGUAAUCGGUUCAGUCUAAAGAUGGCACGUUCAUUCCAACAGAAUGUCACCUGCACUGUGUAUUCAAUCUUCCCUUCUGGUCAUGCAAGAAGUAUAUAUUUAAGCAUGGUGCAAUGUGAGUCCUGAAUAAAGCAAACAUUACAUACGAA
Messenger RNA from Callorhinchus milii (elephant shark), 1905 nucleotides. RefSeq names its product dihydropyrimidinase (gene dpys). Gene Ontology annotation, cellular component: cytoplasm; cytosol. The transcript is spliced from 10 exons. Gene Ontology annotation, biological process: pyrimidine nucleobase catabolic process. Bases 120 to 1757 code for a protein of 545 amino acids. Gene Ontology annotation, molecular function: dihydropyrimidinase activity. The record is from RefSeq and is a predicted model, not a curated record. Lineage: Eukaryota; Metazoa; Chordata; Chondrichthyes; Chimaeriformes; Callorhinchidae.